Messenger RNA from Haplochromis burtoni (Burton's mouthbrooder), 4035 nucleotides. Its product is annotated as cerebellar degeneration-related protein 2. The record is from RefSeq and is a predicted model, not a curated record. NCBI's taxonomy places the organism in Eukaryota, Metazoa, Chordata, Actinopteri, Cichliformes, Cichlidae. Bases 1029 to 2363 code for a protein of 444 amino acids. The transcript is spliced from 6 exons.
AAUGGUACGGUCGGUUCUGGUUGCUAUGGAAACGUGUAGCUGUUGGGCAAAACAGCGCAGGCGCAGAAGCAGAUUUAUUCUUUAAAAGCAUGCAAACCCCUGAUCCAAAUACAUUAACGUAUUUGUCAGUAUAAUCAUCGCGACUGAUAGCUAAAUUGAAAUGUAAACAAAAUUCUAGAAGAAAAGCAUACCAUUUGAAUCGAAUAACUGGUUAACUAAAAUAAUAUUGUUCCUAAACCAACUAUCUAAAAAGUUAGAUUUUCUGCUGUUCAUUGAUGACCGCAGAUUAGCCUACGGUAUUUCUGCGGUUCUACCUUCGUGCUGUCAUGGUUCUGCAGCGCCCCCGUGUGGUGGCUAUUAAUCUUUGGCGGACCAAACUCGGAGGAGCAGGUGUGGCGACCUGAUGCCGGAAAUCACGGGUGCUAAUCUUCACAAUAAAACCACAAUUUUGUUUUACCUUUGUUAACCAGACAUUACUACACCAAUGACGUUUAAAUAUAGUGGAAUCAUUUUUUCUCAAAUUAGUUAACAUCCAGUCCGCACACGUUCCUGUUGCUUUUUCAUCUGUUAUUCACAGAUUCCACAAUAACACGAUUUAGUUUUUGAACCCAAAUUAAUAUGUUUCUGCUAAAGUGCCCAGCUUUUUAAUUAGUGUACUUUAAGUUUUACUUUGUAUCUUUAGUUCUCUUGCUGUUUAUCUGUUUCUUUCUUUCUUCCUUUAACAUAUUUGUAUUUUUAAAUCUUUAUGCGCUGUCGUCUUCUUUUUCUGGUGUCGUGGUGCAACCCUUAUUCUGAAAAACCAAACCGGAAAGCGUUCCCGCGCGCAGACGAUUUCACGAGCGGUGAGCUGGAAGUAAGACUGUCCUAUGAUGAGCGCGCACCGGUGCCGGCUGUGGGGGGGAGAGGACGCUGACUGAACCGGUUAUCUUGGUAUAUCAAAGUCCUUUUUCAAAGUGUUUCAUGUUUUUAAUGUAGAUAAAUCUUUAAAGAGUUUGACUGAUUAAAUAAAUUAAAAUAAAAUCCCGAGGAUGCUUACAGACAUGAUUGUGGAGGAAGAAUUUGAGAUAAAGGAGGAGGAACCGUGGUACGACAAGCAAGACCUUGAACAUGACCUGCAGCUGGCAGCCGAGCUGGGGAAGACCCUUCUGGAGAGGAACAGGGAGCUGGAGCAGGGGCUCAAGCAGAUGUACUCCAACAACCAGGAACAACUGCAGGAGAUCGAGUACUUGACCAAGCAGGUGGACCUCCUCAGACAGGUUAACGACCAGCACGCAAAAGUGUACGAGCAGCUCGACCUGUCGGCCCGAGAGCUGGAGCAGAGCAACCACAAACUUGUUCUGGACAACCGGGCAGCCCAGCAGAAGAUCCAAGGGCUUACAGAAACAGUGGAGCUACUGCAGAUGCAGGUGGAGGAGCUGCAGCAUCAGGUGGAGGAGCUGAAGCUGAGUCCCUUUCCACCUCAGAAACCUUCACACAGAGAGAGCUGGCCUCGCAGCACUCGCAGCGUGUCCUGCCUGCAGGAGCUGCAAAACACACUCAGGUACGACUACGAUCCCGACAAACCCUUAAAGGAUAUCGAGCCGUCUACCACAUCAUGGCAGGAAGAGGAGCAGGACUCGCUGCGACAGUCCCUCCAUGCUCUUCAGACACAGUUUGCCACUGAGCGUGCUCGGAGGGAAGAAGCAGAGCGAGAGGCUGAGCUGCUCGCCAGAGAAAAUGCAGAGCUGGAGCAGCAGCUGGCCGGGAUGGCAGGAUGUCAGGCCCGACUGUCUGAGCUGGAGCGCGAGGCGGAGGAGCUUCGUCAGCUCUGGAAAUCAGAAUCCUCUACAAGAUGCAACAGGCCAGACGUCCUCCACGGCCUGCUGCCACACACAGUGUUCCUCAACCCAGAGGAGGAGAAUGACGGAGAGGCAUCUUUGGCUAAAAGCCCCGCGGUCCUGAAGCGCUGGAGAAGUGAGCGGCUGAUGAAGGCGACGCAGAUGCCAGACUCUCCUGACAGGGUCUAUGACCACGAGUGCUCCUGCGUGCGCCGGGCCGAGGUAGUGAAAUAUCGCGGGAUCUCGCUGCUCAACGAGGUUGACGCCCAGUACAGCGCCUUGCAGGUGAAGUACGACGAGCUGCUUCGGCGCUGCCACUCUGAGGAAGACGAGCAGGACAAACUGAGCCACAAGUCAGUGCAGACUGCAUCCUUCAUCGCCACCAUAUUCCCUCCUCUGACAGACAGGGAGGGCUUUGAGGAUGACGUUCACCAGCCGGAGUACAAGAAACUCUUCAGGGAAAUUUUCUCCCGCAUCCAGAAAACCAAAGAAGACCUGAUUGAAAGCCGGGGGAAACACUCAGCUGGGAAAGCUCUGCCUAAUUAAACACUUGUAAAAAGUUAAAAGGGGGGGAAACAAGAACAAAAUAACCGUCUAAUAACCGUCUUCCUGUUUUGGAACAGCUCUUCGAAAGACUUUUAUCUACCCAGAAACUGUGAUCACCGCACAAACAGCUUUACAGAUAAGGGCAACACAGGAACACAAAGGCUAACACCACCAGCUCACGUCGCAGAUGUGGCUCGUUUUGCACAGAAACACCAGUGCCUGACGCCACCGUCUCUACUGUGCAAUCGCUUUACCUCAAUUUGCGAAAACGUGUUCACAAACAACCUCCUGGGGGAAAUUUUCUGGGGGAAAUUUGUCUUCCUUUAAGCCAACUAGUUUGAGUCACACAGUUUCCUUUUAGAGAAGAAGCAUUCUAAAGUAAAAUCAUCAAGUUCCCAGUAAAGAUGCAAAAUUCUAGAAAAUAUAGAAAGUGUACGUCUUCCUUAGAGUAAAUACUUCCUGGAAAUCAAACCGCAUCAAAGCUUGAACUUAGGCUCUGUGACAUUUGUUCUAGACUAAGGUAACACCCAACAAGUAGUCUGAAACAUUAAGUGUUUUAAUUUUACUGUCGGAGAAGACAAAUAUCCCAAAAAAGUACACAUUCAAGAAGCUAGAGCUGGGACUUUUAGCUUCUUUAUUGAAAAAACAGCAGUGGUCCACUGUUUUCUGAUUCUGCUCCGUUUAUGGUUACAACCAGCCGCUGAUGGAAAUCUCCGCCCUUUAGCCUAUCGGCGCUCCACCAGCUUCUUGUUAACGGUGCGUCUCAGAGGUGCUGAGCAGGUAUUGUGCUGAGACCAGAAAGGGAACAAAAGCAAUAAAAGUUGUUGGCCAGGCAGCUAAACAAUGACUGCGUCUCGUCUCAACUCUUUGGAUCACAUGAUCACAAUCGCUUUUAUAUAUUAACUCCAAAUGGCGUUGCUCUUUCUGGGAAAUUUCCAACAUCAUUAUUAGGAAAUUAUGGACCUGUGAAACAGAAGACCAUGUCUGUUUUGGGAUUUUUUUGUUUGUUUGUUUGUUUGUUUUUAACAGAGCUCAUGUGAGCUGAUAUACUUUAUAAUCUAUGGUUUUCUUCUCCGCUGUAGCAAAAAAGUGAAUUUCUCGAUGGUAGUUUUCCUGCACUUGUUAGAGUCACCAUUGCAAUGUUGACUAAGUCUGGGUAUACAAUGAAUGACGUAUUUGUGAUGGAGUUCAGAGGUGAUUUUAGGUGCUCUAAUAUAUUAGAUAAUAUAUUGUAACUGAUGCAUUAUCCUCCUGAAUUUAUACUUGAUUGUCUCGUGGUAGUUUAGAUGGCUGUAAGCGAAUGUUAUAAUAAAGUUUACCAAAAUAUUAACUGUGUACUUGAUAAUAUAACCUGUAACGGUGUCUUGAAGCUUUUUCUUAGCAGCACUUCUGUUGCUUCUGCUGCCCGAUGUUCACGAGUCCUUGUUCAGCUUAACUGUGCACUGCUGUGUCUGUAGAUGUCUGUAAAAUCUCAAUGAGAUGCACUUUAGAAUUGCACAGGCGUUUUCGAUGCUCUUCUGACACUUUGCGUGUGUGUUGUAAAUGUAGCUAGCUAAUGCUACAUGUGGUGUGCUACUGUCUCCUUCAGAGACCUGAAUAAUCUGCUGUGUUUUUUGCUGUUUCAUGGUUAAUGUUACUUCUCUGAGCCAUUAAAACAUGAAGCAAGCUGAGA